Coffea arabica (coffee) is the source of this 678-nucleotide messenger RNA. RefSeq lists its product as uncharacterized. The record is from RefSeq and is a predicted model, not a curated record. NCBI's taxonomy places the organism in Eukaryota, Viridiplantae, Streptophyta, Magnoliopsida, Gentianales, Rubiaceae.
AUGGGGAAUUGCUUGUUUGGAGGAGGUAUAGGUAUAGGCGUAGGAGAGGCGAAUGAAGUGCUCAUCAAAGUGGUAAACGGGAAUGGUGGCAUCAUGGAGUUUGGUGCUCCUAUCACGGUGGAAUUCAUCACCGAUGAGUUCCCGGGACACGGCAUUUUCCGAAGCCAUGAUCUCUUCUGGAAGCCGUUGGCUCACCACGAAGUCUUGGAAGCAGGUGAGUACUACCUGCUACCGCUGGACGACGAGGACGACAAGAAGAAGAUGAUGAAGAAAGGUAGCAUGAACAAGAGUAGAAUUGGGCAGGUUGCUCAGAUAGGGCAUGUAAGGUCGAACAGCGUUCCCCAAUCCACGCCUGCAGUGCCAUAUAGGAUGUCGUUUGAUAGCCAAGGAAUUCUGAAGAGGUCACAUACCGAGGUAUUUUCGCGAAGCAGCAGUAAUGAUCAGCUUGGUGGUUUUUGGAAAGUUAAGCUGGUGAUCAGCCCUCAACAGUUGUUGGAGAUUUUGGCACAAGAGGCUCGAACCCAAGAGUUGAUCGAGAGUGUCAGAACUGUGGCUAAAUGCAGGAAUGGGUUCUGCUCCUCUUCCAUGGGUUUUUCGGAUCAGUGGAGCCUUUCCAGCAGCGGCAGCAGCAGAAACGCCUCCUCCUCAAAGAAAGAUGCCUUACUGUUAGACUUGUGA